Molecule: messenger RNA, 1422 nt
Organism: Coprinopsis cinerea okayama7#130
Lineage: Eukaryota; Fungi; Basidiomycota; Agaricomycetes; Agaricales; Psathyrellaceae
Product: acyl-CoA dehydrogenase domain-containing protein
Exons: 14
Coding region: 1-1278 (425 amino acids)
Biological process (GO): fatty acid beta-oxidation using acyl-CoA dehydrogenase; fatty-acyl-CoA biosynthetic process
Cellular component (GO): mitochondrial inner membrane
Molecular function (GO): fatty-acyl-CoA binding; flavin adenine dinucleotide binding; glutaryl-CoA dehydrogenase activity
Source: RefSeq, a predicted model, not a curated record
AUGCUCUCGUCGCUUCGCUGCCAACGUGCCAACCUCCUGCGCGCCCAGGAGAGGCGUUUAACCCAAUUGACCCGAGGCCAAGGAUCCAGGAAGGCAUCGACUCUGGCCAAGUACAACUGGGAGGACCCAUUGAGCUUAGAGUCGCAGUUGACGGAGGAAGAAAUUGCCAUUCGGGAUAUGGCACGAGAAUACUGCCAGGAAAACCUGAUGCCUCGAGUGCUCAAGGGCUGGAGGACUGAAGAGUUCGACCGUGACAUCCUCCCUGAGAUGGGCAAGCUCGGACUGCUUGGUCCAACAAUUACCGGUUAUGGCUGCGCCGGCGCAAGUAAUGUCGCGUAUGGUUUGGUCGCUCGGGAAAUUGAAAGGGUUGACUCUGGAUAUCGUUCCACUGCCUCUGUACAAUCCUCUCUUGUGAUGCAUCCCAUAAAUGAAUUUGGAACAGAGGCCCAGAAGGAAAAGUACCUACCGAGAUUGGCGAAGGGAGAGUUGGUUGGGGCAUUCGGCUUGACUGAACCUAACCACGGUUCAGAUCCUGGAGGAAUGGAGACCACGGCGCAGGAGGUCGACGGCGGGUUCGUCCUCAAUGGAAGCAAGACUUGGAUCACCAAUGCCCCGGUCGCCGACGUCUUCAUUGUGUGGGCCAGGUGCAAGUGGGACGGCAGGGUUCGGGGCUUCAUCCUCGAAAAGGGGAUGAAAGGCCUUACUGCCCCAGCCAUCAAGAACAAGGUUGCAUUGCGUGCCUCUGCAACGGGUUCGAUCUUCAUGGACAACGUUAGCGUCCCUCAUGACGCUCUUCUGCCCAAGUCGAGGGGUUUGAGCUCUGCAUUCUCUUGCCUCAACUCUGCUCGUUAUGGUAUUUCAUGGGGUGUCAUGGGUGCCCUUGAAGACUGUCUAGCCAGGACACGCGAAUACGCCCUCGAACGCUACCAAUUCAAACGACCUCUCGCAUCUUUCCAGCUCGUUCAGAAGAAACUUGUGGACGCCCACACAGAAAUUGCUCUUGGCCUUCAAUCAAGCUUGCAAGUUGGUAGACUCAAGGAUCAAGGAAAGGUCGCACCAGAAAUGAUCAGCCUUGUGAAGCGAAACAACUGCGGCAAGGCGUUGCAACACGCGCGAAUCUUGAUUGAUAUUCUGGGAGGAAAUGCUUCUGCAGACGAGUACCAUGUUGGCAGGCAUGUCGCCAACCUCCAGGUUACAAACACGUAUGAAGGCACCCAUGAUAUCCAUGCAUUGAUUCUUGGCAAAGCAAUCACGGAUAUCCCAGCCUUCGCAAAUUAAGCGCUGGGAAUGGCGUCGAUCACAAGGGUGCUAUCAGAAGCUACCGAUCCAUAUUGCAUUUUCAUACUUAGACACCAUCUGACUUUGUAUUUGAACAAGAUAAGCUCUGCUUUCAAGGACUUGAGAACUAAUACAUCUACAUCC